Ornithorhynchus anatinus (platypus) is the source of this 1407-nucleotide messenger RNA. RefSeq names its product family with sequence similarity 124 member B (gene FAM124B). The coding region runs from base 11 to 1327 and encodes 438 amino acids. The record is from RefSeq and is a predicted model, not a curated record. Gene Ontology annotation, cellular component: nucleoplasm. Lineage: Eukaryota; Metazoa; Chordata; Mammalia; Monotremata; Ornithorhynchidae. The transcript has 2 exons.
CACUUUUACAAUGGAGGAGAGGCAGGACGCUCUGGUCAUGACCGUGCACCUCCUGGCAAACGCCGGCCACUCCCUGCUCUUGCAGCAAACUCUGGAUCAUCUCCUGGAGUGGAUUUUUCCCGACAUUCGCCUCUUCCUGGUGUCAGAGCGGGUCGCUCCGGUCACGUGCUACGAAAGACACCAUCCGAAGAGGUUGGGGUUUCCUGGCACGUCGGUUCUGCUCUUCCUCCACGAGGGUCUCGGCACGGAGCGCGUCUUCCGGGUCCUGGACUCCUUCCGGCACCCCCCGUGGAAGCACCACCAAACCCGGAGCACUCCGGGAAGGAGUCCCGCCCCCGCCGGGCAGGAGUUCUACGGCCUGGAUGACCGCAUGCCCGUCUGGGGGGUGAGGCGGGUCCGUUACGGCGCCGAGAUCCUGCGGGUGACCUUGUACUGUAGUUUUGACAACUACGAAGAUGCAGUCCGACUCUACGAAACGAUCUUGCGGAAAGCGGUCACCGUGCAGAAAGGCAACCUCUGCUUCUUUGUGCUGCAUUCGACGCGGAGCUUCACGGUCCAGUUGUCCUUGAAGCAGUUGCCCCUAGGGAUGGCUGUCGAACUGAAGGAGUCUACAAUACUGCAGUUUAAGGUGCAGGAGAUCGGCCAGCUGGUGCCCCUGCUCCCUAAUCCCUGUGUCCCCAUAAGCGGCACCAGGUGGCAAACUCAAGACUAUGAUGGAAACACAAUUCUAUUUCAGGUGCAGGCAAACCCAGGCGUCGCUGAAAGAAACGAUAGGCUCUGUCCUCGGGACAGGAGCAGCGCGGGGGCCGGAACUGUCCCGCACACCUCCCCCCGGCCACUUAAUUUCCCACAGAGGAUCGCCGAGCCAAGGCCGGAGCGAGGCCGGGCCGCGAGAGGGAAGCCCGGCUCCCUGACGCCUCCGGAAUCCCGGGGCAGCUUGACUUCCGAAAGCCCCUGCAGCAGUCCACGAAGCAGCUCUUGCUCCUCGCCCUACUCGAGCAGCCCGGCAGCAGGGGCCCAGAGGGACAGGUCCUCCCUCCACCUCGGCUCGGCCAGGCUGAAGACUCUCAGCCAGGGAAGCGAGUUUCCGGAGCCCGAGGAGGAGGUGGAUGUUGACACGGGAUUCCCGGUCGUCGGUCCCGGUCGCAGACAGACUUCUCUGAGCACGUUCCCGAGGGACGUACGGGACAGCCUGCCCUUGAGAGGCCUUCCCUUAUCAUUCGCUGACCAGGGGGACGGGAGGGUAGGGAAAGCAGCCUUGGAAUUUCAUUUGCAACGCUCAGAAGCACCGCGUGGAAAUGAAGAGGAGGAGGAAUUCUUCUUAUAGUGGGUUGCGAUCCAUCAGUCGUUUUUAUUGAGUGCUUUCUGUGGGCCAAGCACUGUGCUAAACCCUUGGGAGGGUACAGU